AUGGCCAUAACCUGCCGUCUCCUCGACCCCCCAGAACUUCACCACGCGACACCAUCCUCCACCAACACCACUGAAGAUGAUCCCAAGAAUAGUCUAAUUAACCAAACCACUGAUUUUGACCUUUCUGAUGUAGUAGAAGAAGAUUUUGAAUACCAUCCGAUUAUGGGCUUAACUGAAAAUAAUUCAGCAACUUUUAUUUCUUUAGGAAACCCUUGUUUGGAUUUCUUCUUCCAUGUGGUGCCUGAUACUUCACCCAAAGAUUUGAUCGGACGGCUGGAAUUAGACUGGGCAUACAAUUCAUUGACCGCUUUGAAACUGAUCUGCAAUCUCAGGGGGGUGAGAGGCACUGGAAAAUCUGACAAGGAAGGAUUCUAUGCGGCGGCGUUUUGGCUUCAUCAUUACCCACCCCAAGACGCUGGCCAGUAA
Messenger RNA from Fraxinus pennsylvanica, 426 nucleotides. The record is from the annotation of a GenBank genome assembly. NCBI's taxonomy places the organism in Eukaryota, Viridiplantae, Streptophyta, Magnoliopsida, Lamiales, Oleaceae.